This is a messenger RNA of Colletotrichum acutatum, 1939 nucleotides long. Its product is annotated as cytochrome P450 55A3. The record is from RefSeq and is a predicted model, not a curated record. The coding region runs from base 456 to 1757 and encodes 433 amino acids. Gene Ontology annotation, molecular function: iron ion binding; monooxygenase activity; oxidoreductase activity, acting on paired donors, with incorporation or reduction of molecular oxygen. Lineage: Eukaryota; Fungi; Ascomycota; Sordariomycetes; Glomerellales; Glomerellaceae. The transcript has 7 exons.
GCCUUGUAGAAAGCAUGGUUCGUGCAUCUUUUCGAAUCCUUGCAAGCCAUAUGUGUUUAACAUGCACGUUGUGACGUUGACAUCAAUGUAGACCUCACAUGCAGCACCAUGCUCUGCCUUCCCCCCCUGCAAUGCGUCGACCAACCGGGUUGUCCGUAUUACACGCUUUGGGCUGACGUCGGGGAGUGUCGCUCGCGAUCAGACCACACUGCUCGUCAUUCACGACUUUGAUGGAGAGGGUCGGGAUCAUGAAGGGAGGUUUACUGCUCAACUGGGGACGAAAGACAGAAACAAGGAAAUACAUCCAAGAACUAGAAUUUGGAAUCGUAUGGAUCAAUGAGAACAAGAUGCAGCAAGCCCAGUCAAGAACGCAAGUAUAAAUACAAAAGAGUAUCAACUCUCUCACAGAUUUUUCACAACACUCGUGCUCUACACACAGACAAGACAAACCACUCAUGUUCUCAACCUCGUUUCCUCGUCUAUCUCCAACAGCGACAAAGCUCCGACGCUACUCUUCACAUCAUUUCCUCUCCACCCAGAAAGCAAUGACGACAACCACGCCCCCAAGCUUCCCCUUCCAACGCGCUUCGGGGCUCGAACCGCCCGCAGAAUACGCCCGCCUCCGCGCCACGGAACCCGUCUCGCAAGUGAAGCUCUUUGACGGCUCCCUCGCAUGGCUCGCGACGAAGUACAAAGACGUCUGCGCCGUCGCCACGGAUACGCGUCUCUCCAAGGAGCGCACCCGCGCAGGGUUCCCCGAGCUCAGCGCCGGCGGGAAAGCGGCGGCGGCGAACAAGCCCACCUUUGUCGACAUGGACGCGCCGGCGCACAUGCAGCAGCGCGGCAUGGUUGAGCCGCUUUUUGUGCGGGAGCACAUUGCGUCCAUGAAGCCGUAUAUCCAAAAGACUGUGGACGAUCUCUUGGAUAAGAUGGUUGAGCAGGGGUGCGACGAGCCGGUUGACUUGAUUGAUAAAUUUGCCUUGCCUGUUCCGUCAUAUAUUAUUUACACUAUUCUUGGCGUCCCUUUCGAGGACCUCGAGUACCUCACCCAACAAAAUGCCAUCCGGACGAACGGCAGCGGUACCGCAUCGCAAGCUCAGUCUGCAAACCAAGAACUCCUCAACUACCUCGCCAAACUAGUCGACCAGCGCAACAUUGAGCCCAAGGACGACCUCAUUAGCAAGUUGGUCGUGGAACAGCUCAGAUCUGGUCACAUUGAGAAGUCGGAUGCCGUGCAAAUUGCCUUCUUGCUGCUCGUUGCUGGUAAUGCGACGAUGGUGAACAUGAUUGCGUUGGGAGUCAUCGAACUCUUCCGGAACCCAGCUCAACUCGCCCAACUGAAGGCCGACCCGUCGCUCGCCCUGGCCUUCGUCGAAGAGCUGUGCAGGUACCACACCGGCUCCGCCAUGGCGAUGAAGCGGGUGGCCAAGGAGGACAUUGUACUCGGUGGCAAGACCAUCAAGGCGGGCGAGGGCAUCAUCGCCUCAAACCAAUCCGGCAACCGAGACGAGGACGUCUUCCCUGACCCGAACGUCUUUGACAUGCACCGGGCCCCGGACCCGAACCACGCGCUGGGGUUCGGCUUUGGGCCGCAUAGGUGUAUUGCCGAGCCGCUUGCGCGCGCGGAGCUCGAGACAGUCUUUGCAACGCUGUUCCAGAAGCUCCCCAGCCUGAGAAUCGCCGUGCCCAUCCCGGAUAUCGAGUAUACGCCCCUGCACAAGGAUGUCGGAGUAGUCAAGUUACCAGUGGCAUGGUGAGCAGUGACGUGGAUGACAACAUUAUUGGAGGGAAUUCAAAACGGGGGUGGGCGGCGUAGGUUAGACGGUGUUAAGGCCACAAGCCGAAAUCGCCUUCGAUCGAACCUUUUCGUAGAAAGCUCGGUAGUUUGAAAUAUCACAUCUCUUCUCUUCUCUGAGACUUAGCAAGAAGCUCCUUCCAU